AUGGAACCUUCCGCUUCACUGUCUUCGGCUGCUUCUUCAGCCUCAUCCAUGACGAUCGACCCAUACAACCUCUCCCCGGCUGAUCAACCAGGUUUGAUCUUAGUCACUCAACAACUCAGUGAGGACAACUAUCAUUCAUGGAGCCGCGCUAUACGAAAAGCCCUCAAUGCCAAGAGAAAGCUUGGCUUUAUCACAGGUUAUGUUCCUCAACCUGAUCCUACCACUGAACUAGAGAAAUUUAAAAACUGGCAGUGUGUCAAUGAUGUAGUAAGCACUUGGAUUCUGAACUCUGUUUCAAAAGAGAUAGCCACUUCACUGGUGUAUACAAAUUCGGCUGCUGAACUUUGGAAUGAUUUGAAAGAUCGAUUUCAACAUGGCAAUGGCCCUCGUGUUUUCGAGUUAAAACGUGAUUUGAUGAAUCUCCGCCAAGGCACGAUGACCAUCUCACAAUACUUUACCAAGAUCAAAGUUCUUUGGGAGGAAUUGAACUCCUACAGACCUGUACAAUGCAACUGCGGUGAUGCUCGGCUAUGCAAGAAUUUCUUCAAGCAGAAUACGUCCAUUGCUUCUUGA
Arachis stenosperma is the source of this 573-nucleotide messenger RNA. RefSeq lists its product as uncharacterized. The record is from RefSeq and is a predicted model, not a curated record. NCBI's taxonomy places the organism in Eukaryota, Viridiplantae, Streptophyta, Magnoliopsida, Fabales, Fabaceae. The coding region runs from base 1 to 573 and encodes 190 amino acids. The transcript has a single exon.